UUGUAUUUGCAAGGAAAGUUUGUAUUUGCAAGGAAGAGUCAGCGCACCUAGCCGGGCGGUGCCACGAGGUGAGACGGGGAUCGUUACAGGGUUGUGAGCCGCCACAUGUGAUGAGCGGUUGUGCCACGAAGCGCCGAUCCAGAAUCGCGCGACCCUAAUCGGCUGAUUCACACACUAUUAGCUGAUUCAUAUACUGUGACUUUCUUAGACUCACCAGCCCCAGCGCCUGUGUAAGAGUACUGUGCAAUACUUUGGCGCGAUUGCUUUAAAGCAACAUGGCCAAACAGGCAGACACUGCUCUCAUCUGCAUCGACAUGCAAAAUGACUUCUUGUUGACCAGCUCGCCGCUUUGCGUGAAGUGCGGGCUGGCCUGCCUCCCACACGUGCAAGAAGCCAUAGCUGCGGCUCGCGCCAAGUCGCUACCUAUCGUCUGGAUCAUUCGCGAGCACGACCCUUCAGGUGUUGACAUUGAGUACACCCGGGUACACCUGCUGCAGUCGGGAGGGGCAGGCGCCACCGUUGCCGGCAGCAAGGGCGCGGAGCUGGUGGAAGGUCUUGAGGUGCAGCCGGGGGAGGCGGUGGUGAUCAAGAGGCGCUUCAGCGCCUUCCUGGCCACACACCUGGACCUGGUGCUCAGGCGCCUGGGUGUGAAGCGUGUGGUGCUGUGCGGCGUGCAGACGCCCAACUGCAUCCGCGCCACGGCGGUUGACGCGCUGGGGCUGGACUACGGCGUGCAGGUGCUCAGCGACGCCACCGCCUCCAAGAGCGAGGCGGUGCAGGAGAACAAUCUGGAGGACAUGCGGUGUAUGGGCAUCGCAACGCCCACCACCGCUGAGUGGAUUGCGGCGUUGGACAAGCUCUGAGAGUGAGGCUGAUGGGGCACACAUGCGUGGACGCGCCGGCGCAGUGAGCUGCUGAUGGAACACGGCAUAGACGCAUGGACUGGAUCACCGGACACUGCGAUUUUGUUGUGUGUUGAGUUCAAGUGAAUCGCACGGGUGGAAAAGCGUGAGCGGCGUUGUGCUGAGGUGCGUACGGGGGGGGGGGGGGACCUUGUAAAUGCCAGCCCAA
Chlamydomonas reinhardtii is the source of this 1071-nucleotide messenger RNA. RefSeq lists its product as uncharacterized. The transcript is spliced from 5 exons. NCBI's taxonomy places the organism in Eukaryota, Viridiplantae, Chlorophyta, Chlorophyceae, Chlamydomonadales, Chlamydomonadaceae. The coding region runs from base 276 to 863 and encodes 195 amino acids. The record is from RefSeq and is a predicted model, not a curated record.